AUGGCCUGUUCAGCAUCCUCGAUGACCGUGGAAUCCUAUCCGGAGGCCAUUUCGUCCGGGGCCGCCACCCCGGGCGAGGAGACGGGCCUCCUUCGCGACCGCCGACGCCGUCACUCCUACCAUGCUCCGAGAAAGCUGUCCUGUGACUAUCAGGACUCCGACACAGUCUUCAUCAGGGUUGAACUCUUUCUCGCUGAAAUGGAACGCCGCAUGCACUGGAUUGAACAAUACCGCAAGUCCCACAUGGUGCAAAUCGACUCGAGCUUGCGACGCGGCUAUGCGACGUUGGAGGCCGUGAGAGACCAAUGCUCCGUCGCAUCGGGCGAGCUGAUGGGCAGUGGCAAGAGACGCGCCAAGAUCUUGGUGGAUACGCUGGAGGGCCGAUAUAAUGAAGCGCUGGCGACGAAGGAGACGCUCGAGCAGAAGGCCCAAGCCGGGGUCCGUCUGAUGGAGUCGUUCCUGUCCGAGCUCGAGUCGCGCGCCCACGCCGUGCGGGAUCGCGGCAUCUACGGGACGCUGGACGACGGAUGGAAGGCGAUGGAUUCAAAGCUCGUCCAUGCCCGAGAGGUCGUCGACGAGGGCAUGGAGCGUGCACGCCGGGCUCGUCAUGCUCUUAAGGAGAGCAUCGAGGAAGCCAUCCACCUAGCCCAGGAGAAACGACUCAUCACCUACUACGACCUCCCCGACCCCUGGCGAGUCAACCCGCACAUCCUGAAAGGGUACCGCUUCACCACCUCCAAGGUGGAAUGUGUCUCCUCCAUCUUCGCUUUCUCGAACGAAAUGUUUAAUAUCUGGUCUCAUGUGAUCGGGCUGGUCAUCGUCCUGGCCAUCGCUUUCUACUUCUACCCGCUUCACACCAAUUUCCACCUCAGCACCAAGGCCGACAUCAUGAUCGCCGCCUCCCUAAUGGAACGAUUUGCCUGCGUGGACUACACGGGUAUCUCGUUGCUGGUCGCCGCCUCGAUCGUCACCACCGAGUAUACUGCUUUCUACUGCGAGCCGUACUCGCGAUGGACAUAUAUCCUCCUCACCAUGUCGAUGGGAAUCGGUGGCAUCAUUCUUCCUUGGCACCCGACCUUCAACCGCCACGACAUGGCCUGGGCUCGAGUGGCUUUCUACGUCACGCUGGCGCUGACCGGAUUCACACCUCUCGCCCAACUUUCAUAUACCCGUGGCCUCGAGUGGUGCGCUUAUUUCUAUGCCCCGGUGUUGAAAAGCUUGCUUGUCUACUUUGUUGGCGCACUGGUCUAUGCCUCCAAGGUCCCCGAACGUUGGAAGCCGGGCCUCUUCGACUAUGUCGGCGGUAGCCACAAUAUUUGGCACGUGGCUGUCCUGGGUGGCAUUCUAUUCCACUACUGCGCAAUGCAGGACCUUUUCGCUGGCGCUUUCCAGCGCGCCCAGGGCGAAUGCCCCUCUUUGACAUCAUGA
This is a messenger RNA of Penicillium argentinense, 1428 nucleotides long. Its product is annotated as hemolysin III family protein. Gene Ontology annotation, cellular component: membrane. Bases 1 to 1428 code for a protein of 475 amino acids. The transcript is spliced from 3 exons. The record is from RefSeq and is a predicted model, not a curated record. NCBI's taxonomy places the organism in Eukaryota, Fungi, Ascomycota, Eurotiomycetes, Eurotiales, Aspergillaceae. Gene Ontology annotation, molecular function: signaling receptor activity.